CCCGGGCGCGCCGCGAGACCGGGCGGGCAACCGCCGGCCUCAAGCGAGGCGCGUGCGCGCGCAACACGCGCACACAACCGAUUGCGGGGCUGGAGGGAGAGACGUAGGGCGCGCGUGCGCGGGGUAGCGCAGUGGAAAAAAAAUCCUCCGGCUGCUGUCGCGUCGGUGCGGGCGCUUGUGAUUAAUCUGCUCUCCUAUUGUUUCUUCUUCAUUAUUACCCCCCCUUUCCCCCCCCAUCCCCUCCCACACCAUCACCACCUGGACCCUCGGCUUUCCUCACCGCUUUGCCCGCCCACCUUUCUUCCUUCCCUCCCUCUCUCCGUCGCCGCUGUGAAGGAUGCCCGAUCAAAUAUCGGUGUCGGAGUUCAUCGCCGAGACGACGGAGGACUACAACUCGCCGACCACGUCCAGCUUCACCACCAAGCUGCUCAACUGCAGGAACACGGCGUCCCUGCUUGAGGAGACGUUAGAUUUGGACAAAAAUGCACUACAAAAAGUAAAGAAGUCAGCAAAAUCAAUAAACACUUCAGGUCAAGAACAUGUGCAAAAUGAAGAGAACUAUGCACAAGCACUAGAUAAAUUUGGUAGUAAUUUUUUAAGUCGUGAUAAUCCAGAUCUUGGCACAGCCUUUGUUAAAUUCUCCACACUCACGAAGGAGCUUUCAACAUUGCUGAAAAAUUUGCUGCAGAAUCAUCAUAAUGUCAUCUUCACUUUGGAUUCGUUAUUGAAAGGAGACCUCAAAGACGUCAAGGGGGACCUGAAGAAGCCUUUUGACAAGGCAUGGAAGGAUUAUGAAACAAAAUUUGCUAAAAUUGAAAAGGAGAAACGAGAACAUGCAAAGCAGCAUGGGAUGAUUCGGACUGAAAUUACAGGAGCUGAAAUAGCAGAAGAAAUGGAAAAGGAGCGACGGGUAUUUCAGCUCCAGAUGUGUGAGUAUCUCAUUAAAGUGAAUGAAAUCAAGACAAAAAAAGGUGUGGAUCUUCUCCAGAAUCUAAUCAAAUAUUAUCAUGCACAAUGCAAUUUCUUUCAGGAUGGCUUAAAAACAGCAGAUAAACUGAAACAAUAUAUUGAGAAACUGGCUGCUGAUUUAUACAACAUUAAGCAAACACAAGAUGAAGAAAAGAAACAGCUUUGCACACUCCGUGAUAUGCUUAAAUCCUCACUGCAGAUUGAACUGAAAGAGGAUUCUCAAAGCAGACAAUCAGGAUACAGUAUGCACCAGCUUCAAGGCAACAAGGAGUAUGGUAGUGAGAAGAAAGGGUAUCUCCUGAAAAAAAGUGAUGGCCUUCGAAAAGUUUGGCAGCGAAGAAAAUGUACUGUCAAGAAUGGCUACCUGACUAUAUCACAUGCAACUACCAACAGGCAACCAGCAAGACUGAAUUUACUGACGUGCCAGGUGAAGCCCACCGCAGAUGAGAAAAAAUGUUUUGACUUAAUAUCACACAACAGAACCUAUCAUUUCCAAGCAGAUGAUGAGCAGGAAUGUCAAGUAUGGAUAUCAGUAUUAACCAACAGCAAAGAGGAAGCAUUAAACAUGGCAUUCAGAGGAGAGCAGACCAGUGGGGAGAACAGCAUAGAGGAUCUAACCAAAGCCAUCAUUGAAGAUGUGCAGCGGAUGCCUGGCAAUGAUAUCUGUUGUGAUUGCGGAGCUCCAGAUCCAACUUGGCUGUCAACCAAUCUAGGAAUUUUGACAUGUAUAGAGUGUUCAGGAAUACACCGAGAAAUGGGAGUACAUAUUUCCAGAAUACAAUCACUAGAACUGGAUAAAUUAGGAACCUCUGAACUCUUGCUGGCCAAGAAUGUAGGAAAUACCAGUUUUAGAAUUCUGGAAGCCAGUCUGCCACAUCCAUCACCAAAGCCUAUUCCACAUAGUGACAUGACAGCGCGUAAAGAAUACAUCCAUGCAAAAUAUGUAGAUCAUAAGUUUGCCAGAAGGUUGUGCAACUCUUCUUCAGCUAAAAUGAAUGAGUUAUUAGAAUCUGUGAAAUCCAGAGACUUACUUGCACUAAUUCAAGUCUAUGCAGAAGGAGUUGAACUAAUGGAGCCACUACCUGAUCUUGGGCAGGAGCCAGGAGAAACAGUGCUUCAUUUAGCAGUGCGAACUGCUGACCGGACUUCACUCCACCUGGUUGACUUUCUUGUACAGAACAGUGGCAAUCUGGACAAACAGACCACAAAAGGAAACACAGCUGUACAUUACUGUUGCAUGUUGGAUAAAGUGGAAUGUUUAAAAUUGCUUCUUCGGGGCAAACCAAGCUUAAACCUAGUAAACCAGAGUGGUGAGACAGCUCUUGAUGUAGCAAAAAGAUUGAAGCGUGCACAGUGUGAAGAACUGAUUAGUCAAGCUGCUUUAGGGAAAGUUAAUCCUCAUGUUCAUGUAGAAUACGAAUGGCAGUUGCGACAAGAAGAGAUUGAUGAAAGUGAUGAUGAUUUGGAUGAAAAGACCAGCCCAAUAAAAAAAGAGCGUUCUCCAAGACCUCAGAGUUUCUGCCAUUCUUCCAGUAUCUCCCCACAAGAUAAGCUAAUGAUUCCAGGGCUUGGCAUAGCACGAGAAAAGCAGCGACUGUCCUAUGGAGCAUUUAGUAAUCAAAUAUAUGGAAGCAGCACUGAUUCUCCAACAUCACCGGCCACUGAUGCCCCUCCUCUGCCUCCUAGGAAUCCAAGUAAAGCUCCACAUGGCCCAGUCCCUCCUUCAGUCCUUCCUGUAGGUCCCCAGGUCACAACUGGCAGCUCCACUCUGUCAAAGAAGAGGCCACCGCCCCCACCCCCUGGACACAAACGAACCUUAUCUGACCCACCAAGCCCGCUACCUCAUGGUCCCCAGAAUAAAGGUCUGAUUCCUUGGGGCACAGAAUCUGGUCCCCCACAGCCAAGUCGAACAGGAAAUAAGUUUGAGGGACUGCCUCAACAACCAAGUACUGGAACUGGAACCACAAAAACUGCCUUAGGCCCUCGAGUACUUCCAAAACUACCUCAAAAGGUGUCGCUGAGAAAGAUUGAUAGUAUUCAUCACAGUUCAGUCGAUAAAUCCAGUUCAGAGACCUUCCAGAAGUUGUCACAUCCAGGGGACCUGCCCCAGAAGCCGCCACCUGGGGACCUGCCCCAGAAGCCGCCGCCUGGAGACCUGCCCCAGAAGCCGCCGCCUGGGGACCUGCCCCAGAAGCCGCCGCCUGGGGACCUGCCCCAGAAGCCGCCGCCAGGGGACCUGCCCCAGAAGCCCAAAGAUCUGCCACCAAAGCCACAGCCAGGAGAAAUCCCACAAAAAUCCCACAUAGAAGUCAUCCAAAAGCCUCAGUCUGGGGAGGUAUGUCAAAAGCCUCAGGCUGAAGAGAUUUCUCCAAAACCACUGACUGGAGACACUCCACAGAAACAGCCAACUGAUGAUACAAAUGAUACAUCGUCCAGUCUGCCUGAGACUCCUGUGCCUCUGCCACGGAAGAUAAAUACAGCGAAGAAUAAAAUCCGACGAGUGAAAACCAUAUAUGACUGCCAAGCAGAUAAUGAUGAUGAACUUACCUUUACUGAGGGAGAGGUAAUAGUUGUAACCGGUGAAGAGGACCAAGAGUGGUGGAUUGGUUACAUCGAGGGGCAGCCUGAAAGAAGUGGCGUCUUUCCAGUCUCCUUUGUGCACAUUUUAUCUGACUAACCACCGAGGAACUCUAGCGUCACAUUCACAAUGGUGGGACCUUCCAUUUGACAUAGUAAAGCGGCUGCAGCUUCCCUAUUCAUGUGCAUACUUUGUACAUAAAUGAUCAAAAAUUCUUUUAUGCUCACCUUAUGAGGUGACUGUAUAAAUACUGUGUUAUUUGCCUUUGCCAGUAUUAUAGUAGCCUUGGAACCUGGCACGCCUUACUUGGUGUACUACAGUCAUCCAUGGCAUCUAGCACUUACUAAUCUUACCUAUGCUGUUGAUGGGAUAUAUCUCCUGCCUGCUUAUCAAAUCAUAAGCAGCCUCAUUUAGUAAUUUAACUAUAUAAGCUUUUAUUCUCGAUAUCAUCUCAGUAUUCUGAAUAAAAAUAAGAGUGGUUUUGCUGAGGAUACAGCCAGGUUUCAGUUUGCACUGAUCCUCUUUGUUCUUCUCUUUCUAACAUGGAUGCUGUGCAUACUGUUCUUAAUGUACUCAUGGAAUUAUGUGAUUUUAAUUGUAAGUGGUCAGACAAAGUUACUUGAGAGUGAAUGAUUGGGGAACUUAUUAAAGUUUACUUUACCUCAUUUUGAGGCGAUAUGUAAAGAAAUCCGUACAAGGAUUUAUUGCCUGUUACAUCAGAUAAGCAAUUUAACAAACUAAGUUGUUCUAAGAGGGCCUUUUGGCAAACCCACUAAAAAUAAAUGAAAAUUAGAGAUUAGAAACUUUUAAGUUUGUUGUUAGUAUUUUAGAGCAGUGCUUGGAUUACCAUUUUAACAGUUAGGUUGUUAAAAAUUUCUGCCUCUUCAGCAUCCAUUCCCACUUAACCUGUUUAUUAGGUUAAAAACACUUAAGUUCUAUCUUGAUCAUCAAUGCAAUUUUAUUAGUUUAAUUUGUAACAGUAAGAUUUGGAAGUCGCUGAAGUACCUGUAUAAUUUUUACAUAUGCUGAUGGAAUUACAGGGCAUAACAGAAGCAAGUCCAAUCUUAACUGUAAAAGAGGGAAUGACAUUUCUUCCUGCCUCGGAGAUCAGUGUCCUGAAGUUGACGCUUAACAGCAGUGGUAUAGGGGAGGCCCUUAAUAGUUGAUGUUUAUUUACAUUUAACUGCAUGUGGUAUAUGAUGCGGGCAGCAGCUGUACAUGGUGAAAGUGUACAGUUAUCAGUUUUAAAUAUUAAAUUGCAUAUGUUUACAUACAUGGAAUUGUGCAUCAAUGAUGUACUAUCUUUGUUAGCUGAAGAUACCAUUCCAAAAUCUGUUUAUUUCUCCUUCCUUUCUCCUAUUAUCAAAGUACGUAUUAUACAUGGAAACCGUAAAGUGCAGUGUUUCACUGUAAGAAAGACAUGAAAGCUGUUGUUCAUGUUACAUCACAUGAAACAUACUUUACCUGUGAAUGUAUUAAAUCAAUCAUUGUAUGGAUAAUUAACCAUUUGGGGAUUGGGAGACAAGUGAGAGAUUUUAAUUUUUCUUUUUAAACAUACCUACAUAUUCAACCUGGUUACUUGUGCUCUGUGAUAGAGAAUAAAUUGCAUUAUUUGCACAAAUCUUGAACUGCUUGGGGAACAAAGUGACAGUGGAUCUUGGGUUGCUUAAGGCUUUAAGAACUAUACACCUUCAUAUUCAUUAUUGAUAAUCAGUUAUUCCAACUUGAAUUAGGGACCAAAAAAUAAAACAGAAUUCUGAAGAGGUCUGCUUACAUUUCCAAGAGAAAGGGUAGGUCUUGGUAUUUCUUAAAAGAAUUCAGUUAAUGUGGGGUUAAACUCAACUCUAAAUGAUAACUGUUCUUUAAAAAGGAUGUAAUUUAAUUCUUAAGGUACAUAUUUCUGUAAGUAGAUUUAGAUGAAAAGGAAUAAAAACUUAAAUAGAAUAAGAUGUGUUACCUCUGAGACAAGACUUCUCGCCUGGUGCUGCAUUGGUCUUGAAUUAUGUUAAACAGUUGCCAUUACACUUCCCAUAUUCAUUUCUCACAAAUAUUCAUGUCUACCGAAUAAGCGGCUGGGUCCCAAUUUCCCCUCCCACCUCCCCCCUCCCCCCCAGCAAUCUGAAAUAUUCUGUCCCUGAUAGUUGUGAACGAGCUAAUGAGCUAUUGAUGGUAGAUGUUGUGAUGUAUCCAUUACAAACAACUACAUGAGAUACUGGUUCAGAUUGGCAGAGUUUGGUUUUCUAGAGCUUUUCAUAUAAACCAUUGUGCGUAAUAAUGGACAGCUGAAGUUUAAUAUGGUCAAGCAUAUUCAGAAAGUUGAAUUGACUAUGCAUUGUGCUUAAAGCCAAUGUGGUUAAUGAUUCAAAUGGAUUUAUUUCAUUUUAAAACUGUUACAUGAUUACUUAUAAUUUUAUAUGAAUGAUAAACAACUGCCUAGUUCUUUCAUUAAUGUAUCCCUUUAUCCUGGAUUAGGCUCCCUUAAAAAUAUAUCAUGUAAAUCAGCUGGUACUAUCAACCUACUGGAUGUAAAGGUGUACAGUAUGACUGCAGCUUACCAUAUCAUGUAUUUGCAGUUUUUUUUAAUUAUGUACAAGAAUUGCUGUGGGAAGAUAUUUUAAGAAGCAAAAUUGUUUGUGUUCAGAUAUUAUAUUGCAACAUAAAAUCCUGUGACAUGUUCCAAACUGAAUGUAGUUAUUUUCUCUCAUUCCUUCCAUCAAAAUUAGUAAGUAUUUAACAUGAAUGCUGCUUUCUCCAUAUGUUCAGUACCCAGUGUCAUUUACAAAAGUCGGUCACGCAAGUGUAAAAACAGCAGUUGAAAUCAGUCAUGGUUAACCUGAUUAUUUAAAUUGUAUGGUAUAUCAGGAGUAUCAUCAUAAAACUAAUCAACAACAUUAUGUAUGGUCAAUAUUCAGAUAAGGGAGGAAAGUAGUAUAGGUUUAAACAAAUAUUUGAAUGGUACUGUAGCUACAAUUCAGGUUUACUUAAAAUUGCACUUGUUAAUUGGUAGCUGGAACUACUAUAUAAUCAAAAUGUACACUAUCAGUCUUGCUGACAUGGAACUACCAAUGACAUGUCGUACAUAAACAACUGAACUCUUUAACUUUGUGAAAAAUGUAAUAUCAUUCGUUGAUUUUUCUCAGCCAUCUGGAAUCAGGAAUACGACCAACAAGAGAAAGAAAUAAUUCAUUCUGGUUUGCCAUAUAAAUAAAUCAUUGUCCUCUCAAUGUGAGUGUUCAGGUCAACAUUAAAAACUAAAGCACAGCACUAAUCAACUUUGACCCUGAUGUUAACAAUUGAACAAAUAGGGAUUUAAUAUUAAAAGCUCCCAAACACUUGAUAGUGAAUUUGCACAUUGCUUUUAUUAUAUACUUCAGAUACUAGAUAAACAUUGUUCAAAUUACUUAAACUGUAAAAUAUUAAAGUGAAAAUCAACACAAGGAUUGUCUUGAUUAAUGUGAGCACUCAGCAAUCCUUCUGGAUUACAGAACGGUAUCUGCUCCUGAAUAUUCUAUUCAACUAUUUCAAUUUGCAGAAAACAGACUGGGCCUGCAAUUUCCCAAAGCAUGCUUAUAGUUAUCCUCAAUAAAGAUCAUAAAAUCAAUCCUACUGUAUAAUAUGUUAUGCACUUUGUGGUAUUUACCUGAUAUCAAUGGCCUUGUUUUUUUAUGCAAUUCUCUAUUGCUAAAUUGUAUCUAACUUCAGUUUAAAUAAUGAGAUAUACUCAAGAUCAUUUAAAUUCCCUCUCCUUUUCAAUCACUAGAAUACAGUUAAAGGCUAUUAUGAGUUUGGUGUCUGUUUAUGUGCAACAAGCUAUUGAUAAAAUGGUUAAAAAUACCUUUGCUAUGCCAGUUUAAGGAGGUGCCUUAAGAUAGCUCAGUUUCUUCCAUGCAUUUAAAUAAAGCUGAUAAUCUUGUAUCUCAAGCUGGACCUAUUUGAAUGUUUACAAACUGAGCUCAAAAUGAAAGUUAAAAUCUUGAUUCACUGGAUUUGCCUUA
Molecule: messenger RNA, 7542 nt
Organism: Pristis pectinata (smalltooth sawfish)
Lineage: Eukaryota; Metazoa; Chordata; Chondrichthyes; Rhinopristiformes; Pristidae
Product: arf-GAP with SH3 domain, ANK repeat and PH domain-containing protein 1-like
Biological process (GO): positive regulation of GTPase activity
Cellular component (GO): cytoplasm
Molecular function (GO): GTPase activator activity; protein binding
Source: RefSeq, a predicted model, not a curated record